This is a messenger RNA of Phycomyces blakesleeanus NRRL 1555(-), 2730 nucleotides long. RefSeq lists its product as hypothetical. The record is from RefSeq and is a predicted model, not a curated record. The transcript is spliced from 3 exons. The coding region runs from base 1 to 2730 and encodes 909 amino acids. Lineage: Eukaryota; Fungi; Mucoromycota; Mucoromycetes; Mucorales; Phycomycetaceae.
AUGGACCAAACUCACAAACGAACACUGGGUUCGACGCACCGUCGAACAAGGGUACGACAUCCCUUUCACUCGUCUGCCAUCCAUCUCCUCGUCCGGACCGUUGACGAACCACAGCCGGAUGGACAGCAAUGUGAUCGAACAGGAGAGCAUGUCCCUUCUGUGCAAGAAAGCCAUCGAGGAAGUACACGAACCAGGGUUUCGUUCGCGCAUCUUCACAAUUCCGAAGAAGACAGGCGACCUCCGGCCUGUCCUCAACCUACGACCACUCAAUCAGUACAUCCCGAAACAAUCGUUCAAGAUGGAAUCCAUCAAGCACGUCUGCCAGUUGAUCCAGCGUGGCGACUACCUCACCAGCGUCGACCUGCAAGACGCUUUUCUGCACAUCCUGAUCGCCAAGUCCUCUCGCAAGUAUCUUCAGUUCUCCUGGAAAGGUCACAUUUACCAGUUCCGCGUUUUGCCGUUUGGCCUGUCCUUGUCCCCAUUGGUAUUUACGAAGAUGAUUCGCCCAGUACUUCGUUGGGCACGGCGACAGGGGAUUCGUCUGUCGGCUUACCUCGACGACUUGAUCGUGAUUGCCCGAUCCCCAGCACUGUCCCUGCAGCACACACAGCGAGUAGUGGACAAAUUACAGUCACUAGGUUUCUUGAUCAAAGCGACCAAAUCUCAUCUAACUCCCUCGGCCUCCAUAGAACACCUAGGAUUUGUGAUCAACAGCAAGAAUAUGACACUAAUCAUCCCUCGCUCCAAGUUGAGAAAUAUCCGGAGAGAAGCAUCUCGCCUUCUCCACAACCCAACAAUCACCUUAAGACAGCUUUCCUCGUUCAUCAGCAAGGCCCAGACAACCACUUUUGCAGUCCUUCCCGCGCGCCUGAAAACCCGGCAACUGAUAUCCAUACGCAACCAAGCCUUGUACCGCGGAUUGCAAUGGACCAGUCUGAUACAUCUCUCUUCCAUGGCUCGGCAGGAACUUCAGUAGUGGAUCGACCAGCUGAAGGCAUGGAAUGGACACUCGUUCCUCCCAGAAGUACCUCAAGUCGAAGUAUACACCGACGCCUCGGAGACCGGUUGGGGCAUCGUGUACGACAACACCGUCCUGUCUGGCACAUGGACCACAGACCAACAGACCGAGCACAUCAACUACCUCGAAUUGCUGACCAUUGCCUUUGCCACCAAGCUUCCACCCCUUCAAGGGAAAGCCCUUCGCAUCUACUGCGACAACAUGACCACGAUUGCCUAUGUCAAUCAUUUUGGAGGAACCCGGUCUGCCAAACUCAUGAAUCUGGCCACGGACAUGUGGAAGCAAUGCCUUGUCACUGGCACCCGUGUCCGCCUGGCGUACAUUCCCUCGCCCUUGAACCCUGCCGACCCUCCCUCUCGCAGCUUGAUUCAGCAGCUAGAGUGGAGUAUUUGUCCAGCGUUCUUUCGGCACUUGGACUCACUGUGGGGCCCCCACCACAUCGACUGCUUCGCAUCGAGCCUGAACACCCAGCUUCCGACGUACAUGACAUGAAAAUGGGAUCCGCAAGCAUUUGCGAUGGACGCACUUUCUGUACCUUGGACAACCUGGCCUCGCCUAUAUCUUUGUCCGCCGUGGAACCUACUUCUCCACAUACUGCAAAAACUACAGCGCGAGAAGGUUCCCGCUACGUUGAUAACGCCCAACUGGUCGAGCGACCUCUGGUAUCCUCUCCUCCAGCUGUCGUCCCGCCUGCCAAUCCCCAUCCCUCGUCACCUGGUCCUUCCCGCACCAGGCUGCGCCUGCCACGUUCUCCUGAAGAACCCACACUGAAACAUGAUCGCGUGGGACAUAAAUUGCGGAGGUUAGAAGACCAAGGAUUCGAUGACAAUGCCAACACCAUCAUCCUCAACCGCGAUCGCAACCACUCCCGACGAUCCUAUAACCGUAUUCAACGCUCUUACAUCGACUGGACACACCACCACGACGUCGACCCUUUCAUUCCUAAUCCCGUUCAUAUAGUCAACUAUCUGGCCUAUGGCGCUACCCAUUUGAAAUGGAAAGCAUCCACUUGUCAAGCCUACUGCUCCGCCAUUCUUGAUUUGUACUCGGAUAAAGAUUCUAUUGUCAAAGACUCUACCUACAUUGAAUUCUUUUCCGCACUCAACGAACAGAACCUACUGUCUUUCCACCGUCCAACAUAUGAUAUUGCCCCGGUCAUUCAGUUCAUUCAUAACCUUGGUCCUAAUGACACAAUUAAUGCGAUAGAUCUCACACUUAAGUUGUGCUGGCUUCUUGCCAUUUUCGAUGACCGCCGUACAUCAAGAGACAAUGGUAUCCUUCGCUUGGUCAUUGUCGCCCCCAAAGAAAAACGUUCGGGUAGACGCAUCGAAAGGGUUGUCGCCAUUCAACCUCAUGAGGACCCCUUACUUUGCCCCAUCGCCACCUAUCUAGCCUACAAGUCCAACAUCGCCUUCUCGGUCUGCGUUCGGCCUCACCCUGUCCUCUCUCAGGUGACUUUGCAACGAUUAAAGAUCCCUCGUCCUUCUGGUGCCCUCCUCCCCAAGGCCCGGACUCUCGGACCUACUCUGGCUUUGGCUUCUGGUGCUUCGGUUGAAGACAUUCUUGUACACGGCUCAUGGGAUUCCUCCGCCGUUUUUGACACAUUUUACCGCUUGUCACGACAGACUGUUAGCAAUUUCUCUACCAUGACUUUGACUUCUUCUAGCGGUUAUCUGGACACACAGCCAGAGUCUCUGGCGAAUGAAGAAUAA